AUGGAGCUCUACUACAAGAAUGGCAGUUUCCAAAAGUACUGCCUCUCGGUGCGGCAAUCGAUCGGGGAGGAUCGCUUCGCCGAGUUUGCCAAGCUCCGUAGCAACGAGGACCGGUUCCGGUUCGUGAACGGGUUGAGUUCCAUCGUCGACGAGCUUCGGCUGAAGCGCGAGUUCAAUGGCAAGUGUAUGGAACAGGCGAUCGUGUUCAAGACGCUGGGCAACAAGGCGUUCAAGGGUGAAAGCUGGGCCGAGGCGCUGGUGUUCUACAACAAGUGCUAUCUGUCUACGCCGCAGCAGAACGUCCAGGAGAAAGCCAUCAUCCUGGCGAACCGCAGUGCCGCGCUGUACCACCUGGAACGGUACGAUCUCGCGCUGAAGGAUAUCGAGCGUGCCCUCGACCAUCGCUAUCCGAAGCAGAUGCUGUACAAGCUGACCGAGCGCAAGGCGCGUUGCUAUUUGGCCAAGAAGGAUCACGAAGCUGCGCUGGAGUGCUUCAAGGCCACGGUGACGGCGCUCGACGAGUCUGAUCUUCCUCUCGAGCGGAAGCAAAAGCUCGAACGUGAUGCCCAGAUCAUGAUCAACCUUUUGCCACAAAACAUCGAGAUGGAGAGGAAGCUAAAGAAAAAGGCCGCCUCGAAGAAGGGCGCAAAAGCAACCGACCGAACCGCACCCACCGCCCCGGAGCGGUUCAUCGACAAGUGGCUGUGGUUCGAUUACAGCGCGGAUGAGGGACGAUUCGCUAGGACAAGCGCGGACCUGCAACCAAACACGAUAUUGCUGCUGGAGCGUCCCCACGUGUCCACGCUCCUCGAGGACUACAGUCUGGAUCACUGUGCGCACUGCUUCAAGCGCGCCGCGGUUCCGAUUGCCUGUGCCCUGUGUUCCGACGUGGUGUUCUGUUCGGACGAGUGCGAAACGAAGGCAAACGGAUCGUACCACCGGUACGAGUGUGGUUUUCUGCCGACCCUGUGGGCUUCGGGAGCAUCCAUCACGUGUCACAUGGCGCUCCGCAUGAUCACACAGCAGCCGGCCGAGUACUUCCUCCGCAUCAAGCCGGAACUGGCGGGCCUGACGCCGCACGAUGAGAUCGAUCAAUUACCGGUGGAGGAUUACCGUAAGGUGUACAAUCUGGUCACCCAUGAAGCGACUCGAUCGGCCGAGGAUUUGUUCCAGCGUACACUGAUGGCCACACUGCUUGCUUCGUGCCUUACCCUGGGCAGCUAUGCGGCGGGCAGUGGAACGCCGGACUUCAUUGGAGGUCUGUUGCUGCACAAUCUGCAGUUGCUGCAGUUCAAUGCGCACGAAAUCUCCGAACUGAUCCGCGAGAAGGAGGAGGACGACAUCGGUAAGUCGACGUUCAUCGGCGGUGGCCUCUAUCCGACGCUGGCCCUCUUUAAUCACUCGUGCGAUCCGGGCGUGACACGCUACUAUCGCGGCAAUCAGGUGUGCGUGCGGACGGUGAAAACGAUAGCAGCCGGCUCGAUGGUGGCCGAAAACUAUGGGCCCCUGUUUACGCAGGUCCCACGUGAGGAGCGCCGGGAAACGUUACGCAACCAGUACCGAUUCGAGUGCCUCUGUGAGCCGUGCGUUGCCAGCUGGCCGCUGUUUAAGGACAUGGACCCUUCGGUCAUCCGAUUCCGCUGCGAAGGGGGAAAGAUUUGCUCGAACGUGCUACUUAUUCCGAGCGAGAUCAACGAUUUUAUGGUCCAGUGCACGGAGUGUGGUGAGCAUACGAACAUCAUGAAGGGGCUGAAAUCGCUCCAGGACACGGACAAGCUUUUCCAGACGGCUACGAAGCUGCACACGGCCGGGGAAUACGAAGCCGCGCUGCGGAAAUACGUCGAAAUGAUGGUGGUAAUGAGUGAGGUGUUGGUUCCGCCGUACCGUGACUACCAUCUGUGCCAGCAAGGACUGCGGGCCUGUAUGCUGGAGUUCGGUAAUCGGCAUACCAAGAUGGUGGUGAAGAAGUAG
Messenger RNA from Anopheles bellator, 1971 nucleotides. Its product is annotated as SET and MYND domain-containing protein 4-like. Gene Ontology annotation, molecular function: protein binding. The transcript is spliced from 4 exons. Lineage: Eukaryota; Metazoa; Arthropoda; Insecta; Diptera; Culicidae. The coding region runs from base 1 to 1971 and encodes 656 amino acids. The record is from RefSeq and is a predicted model, not a curated record.